AUGGCGGCCUUCGAUGGAACAUCCUGGCCCGAGGAACACUUGAUGGCAUACAAAAACUUGAUGUUGCUGUACACCACCAACCCAGCAUUGUGGUGCAAAUUCUUCCCAACUACUCUCACAGGAGUAGCCUUGACGUGGUACACCUCUCUUCCAGGGAGAAGUAUCCACACCUUUGCCCAAUUAGAGAGCGAAUUCCUGGGUCACUUUGUGGAAUCCAGAAGGCAGGAGAAAUCAAACUUCCAUUUGCUUAGCAUAACGCAACUGGAAGAGGAAUCCAUAUCAUCGUAUCUGAGGAAAUUUCAUGAGGCAAUGCUGGAGGUAACGGAUAUGGAAGAAUCAGUCGCCUUAAACACCCUAAUCAACAGAAUGAAGGCUCAAAGGCUCAAGUUCCAAUUGGUCGAGAGUCAAGUGAAGACAUACGCGGAGGCCAUGAAGCAGUGUCAAAGCUACGUCACGGCUUCCGAGAUAUGUCAGGCACAUGACCCCAAAAAACGAAGGUCAGAAAAAAAGGAUCCAAUAUCCUCCAAUCAUUCCUCAAGGAGCAGAGAGGAACAUUCAUCAACGAGGGAUAGAAACUACUUGUCGCGUCGUCCAGAACCUCCGUCAGAUAUGGGGCCUCCACGAUCCAGACAAUAUAUGUCGCAGAAGAGGAGUCCAGAACGCGGAAUCUACUAG
This is a messenger RNA of Amaranthus tricolor (Joseph's coat), 675 nucleotides long. RefSeq lists its product as uncharacterized. Lineage: Eukaryota; Viridiplantae; Streptophyta; Magnoliopsida; Caryophyllales; Amaranthaceae. The transcript has a single exon. The coding region runs from base 1 to 675 and encodes 224 amino acids. The record is from RefSeq and is a predicted model, not a curated record.